Molecule: messenger RNA, 1633 nt
Organism: Aspergillus alliaceus
Lineage: Eukaryota; Fungi; Ascomycota; Eurotiomycetes; Eurotiales; Aspergillaceae
Product: RCC1 domain-containing protein
Exons: 1
Coding region: 356-1477 (373 amino acids)
Cellular component (GO): cytoplasm
Molecular function (GO): guanyl-nucleotide exchange factor activity
Source: RefSeq, a predicted model, not a curated record
GCAUACCCUAAACCACUAGCGCGCUGAGUUCACAGCAGAUCGCAAAUCAGUGCACUCUUCUUUCCACUGACAGAUCUUUCCGAUCUAAUCUUGAUAACUUAAAAAAGCUUAGAUUAGUAUACGAUCAGGUGACACAUGUAGUACAAUGGAACCAUGAAAAAAUAAUAGAUCAAUCCAGUCCACAACCAGUAGGCGGUACAUGAAUUAACCCGAUAACGAUAAACCAAAGUAAUUAUUCAACACCCCCCACUGUACGAAUAUCUCAAGUCAAUAUCAAUGAACACACAAAUGCCUGUGACGAUACCAUAAAAGUUCUCACACACACACACACACACACACACACAAAAACAUCACCAUGCCGCUCUACGCAUUCGGAUCAAAUGGAUCCGGCCAGUUAGGCAUCGGGCACGACGACGACGUCUCAGUCCCUUCUAGAUGUCUGUUUGAGGGUCUAGAGCCGGAAACUCCAAAGUUGAAUAAAACCGAAGAGAGCAAUUCAUCCGGUGGCAUUCGCCGUAUUGCUGCUGGCGGAAAUCAUACCCUUCUUCUCUAUUCUAGUGGGGCUGUGUAUGCGGCUGGGUGUAAUGAGGAUGGGAGGUGUGGGGUUGGUUCCGGUGAUGCGGUGAGGUUUAGGAGGGUUGUUGUGCGUGAUGGGGAUGCGCUGGUGUAUGAGACCUUUAGCGAUGUUUCGGCGUGUUGGGAGGGGUCGUUUCUUGUUGGAGAUGGAGGGGAGGGGGUGUUUGUGCUUGGGUCGGGGGGGAAGGGGGAGCUGGGGCUUGGGGAGGGGCUUGCGCGGGCGGCGGUGCCGAAGAGAAUUAGGGAUUUUCCGCCGCCCGGGACGAGGGUUGUCUCUGUUGCUAGUGGGAUGGGGCAUACAGUUGUUGUGUUGUCGAGUGGGGAAGUGUAUGGGUGGGGCGGGGCGAGGAAGGGUCAGCUUGGGGAGUCGGUUAGGGCGCAGAAGGUUGUUUGGUCGCCUGUUAAGGUGGAGGGGUUGGCUUUUCGGGCUACUGGCGCUGUGUGUGGGCGGGAGUUUACUGUGAUUACGGGGGAUAGGGAGAAGGGGGAGUUUGUGGUGCUUGGGUCCGUGGAUAAUAAGUGGAAUGUUUUGUCUGAUGCCCCGGCUUUGGGAGCGGUGGCGGGGUAUCGGAGUAUUGCUGCUAGUUGGCAUGGUAUCUAUGUACACCGGGGGGAUGGCUCUGUUCUGGCUUGGGGCCGAAAUGAUCGUGGUCAGCUUCCGCCGGUGGAUUUGCCGGUUGCGAGGGAGCUGGCGGUUGGGAGUGAGCAUGCUAUUUAUUUGCUUGAUGGUGGGACGGUUUUGGCGUUUGGUUGGGGUGAACAUGGAAAUUGUGGACCUGUUGCUGAUGAACAGGGGAAUGUAAAGGGGAAGUAUAGCUCGAUUCCUCUCCCAACUGAAGGGGGUUCCGAUGUCCUUGGUGUUGGUGCGGGCUGUGCGACUAGCUGGGUCAUUAUGUCAUGACUGGCUGAUGAUCCUAUAGAAGCCAGGGGAAACCCCUGUGCAAUGGUCCAUGACUGCCAACUUUCAUCCAAACGAUAAGUGGUUGGGAUAAAUUUCUGGCUUUCUCAGUCGAAAAGACCAAGACCUUGAAUCUGCAGAGAGUUAGCCGGCUGCUGC